Molecule: messenger RNA, 969 nt
Organism: Cherax quadricarinatus
Lineage: Eukaryota; Metazoa; Arthropoda; Malacostraca; Decapoda; Parastacidae
Source: RefSeq, a predicted model, not a curated record
GGUGUUGCUGCCUCAGUCUUGGGUCAUUCUCUCCAGCUAUCAGUGCCAACAUCGUCAGUAUGAGUCGCAUCACAAUCGCCUGCCGCUCUUGUAGUAAUUGUUUGCUUCCUGCAACUAUCAGAAGCCAACCCUCAACAUGGCUUCCCUGGCAGCAGAUACCCGGGUAUUGGUGGCUUUAUUGGAAGACUUCCAGGAGGUGGAAGCAUCGGGGGUAGAUUUCCUGGCAGUGGAGGCAUCAUUGGUGGGGGCAGAUUUCCAGGUGGUGGACACCAUGGACAUCAUGGACAUCAUGGACAUCACGGAUAAACCCAGAGGAGACCUUGGUAGUCAAGGUGGUAAUGAAGUCGGUGGCUUUAAAGGAUGGUAUUGCGGUUCAAGAAACUAUGCCAACUCAGAACCUUUACUGAGUUUGUUAGAGCAGACAUUCAGUCGAGAAUGUUUCACGUCAGAGAGCUUCCCCGACUUGGUGCUGAUCAACAACGAACUGUUCACCAGCAGUCCUGGUGCUGCAGAGGGUAAUAAGAUCAGCACUGCUGCUGCAGAUGAUGAUGAUAUGAUAAUGAUGAUGAUGAUGAUGAUGAUGCUCUUUCCAGCGCAAAUUCAGUUCAGAAUAAGCCACGAUUAAGCCACAACCAUUACCAAGUCCUACGACCUCUGGAGCACAGGGCAAAUUUACUUUACAAAUGGAAGAAACAAUCUAGCAAAUCAAGGAAAAUACAACAGCUCUACAAGUCAGUUUGAGCCUUGUUUCCAACAGCUUUCUCUUCAGAGAUGAACCUCCACUUUAAAUUAUCUCUGUAUAUCUCUGUAUAAUUGGAUGAGUUGAAUACAUACAAAUAAAUAUUUGUUUUCAAUAUGUCUUUUGAUGUACCUACUUGUCAACUGCACUACUGGUACAGUGUACAAUCAUUAAAUUGACAACAAAAUUUUUGGGAAAUUUUCGCGAUUUUGCUGAAGAUCGAGAAAUUA